Petromyzon marinus (sea lamprey) is the source of this 1874-nucleotide messenger RNA. Lineage: Eukaryota; Metazoa; Chordata; Hyperoartia; Petromyzontiformes; Petromyzontidae. The record is from RefSeq and is a predicted model, not a curated record.
AUGCGUGGCCCCAGGUGCGAGGCGCGGAUCGUGGCAAGCCGCAAGAUGCACACGCGCACGGGCAUUGCGUUUGCUUUCCUGGUUACCGCGUGCACCGUGGGCUCUCCUCUCGACCCGCAAGUGGCCACACAAGGUCGCUCUGACCUGGCGGCCAAGGUCAGUACCUGGGCCAAGGCCGAAGUCGGAGUCACCGCAAAAUCAAAGCUUGACAAGCACGAUUGCCCGUCCUGUGACAUGGCCUUUCUGCGUCGCGUGGAGGAGAAGCAGGGAGAGGCGCUGCUCGUAGAGGCAGUGAAAAGACAUAUCCUCAACAAACUGGGACUCCACGAGAGGCCGACCACCAUUCGUCCCAUUCCACGGCUGGCGAUGCUCGCUGCGGUGGACAAGUUGCACCACACGAAGAGGGGCAAGCGAGGCAACGGUGACCCCGAAGAGACUCAGCGCGGCCAUGAUUUCUCCGAGAUCAUAAGCUUUGCGAGCUUUGAUGGCUGGCACUCGGGCGCGCUGCAACUGCGCCUGGAUUUCCCCGCCGAGCAGCAGCUGCGCGUCGCGUGGUUGCGCAGCGCCGAGCUGUGGCUCCACGUGCACGCCGCGGAAGGGGGCCCGCGGCUUCCCGACGGCACGGCGGCGGCCGCCCUGCUGCGUGUCAGGGUCCGCUCGGCCGGCGCCCCCGCCGUCGAGGUGCAGCGGCGCGUCCUGGUCACCGCCAAGGACGCGUGGGUCGCCGUGCCGCUGCUCGACGCCGUGCGUGCCACCCUGCAGAGGGCGGACGGGGCGCUCGCUGUGAGCGUCGAGUGCGACGGGUGCAUUGCGCUGUCGGGUCGGGCCGCAAAAGGUCAAGGGGAGGCUGCCGCCGUCGCCUCCGCCGCUGCUGCUGUUGAUAGCGGCGGUGGCGGUGGUGGCGGCGGCGAGAAGAACGUGGACUUGGCGGAAUUCGGACCGCACGGGUGGCCCUUCCUCCUGCUGCGCAUGGCGUCAUCCCAGGGCGGGAGCCGCACGCGCAGGAGGAGCGUGGAGUGCGACGGCUCGUCCAGCCUGUGCUGCCUCCAGCGCUUCUACGUGGAGUUCCGGAAGAUAAACUGGGGCGACUGGAUCAUCCAGCCGGCGGGUUUCCAGAGCAACUACUGCCAGGGCGAGUGCAGGGGGGCGCAGGUCCUGAACGGCACCAGCUCGGCCUCCUCCCUGCGCAGCGUGAUCAUCAACCAGUACAACCUGCGCGGCCUGGGGCCCGUGGCCGCUAAGACCACCUGCUGCGUUCCCGUCCGCUUCAGCUCGGUGUCCAUGCUCUACUACGACGAUAAGAACAACAUCCAGAAGAAGGACGUGCCAGACAUGGUGGCGGAGGAGUGCGGCUGCAUCUGAGAGGAUAAAAACAACCUCACGGCGCGACGAGAGGUUGUUGUGGACUUGGCGGAAUGCGGCGUCGAGCAGCGGCACGGCGACAUACGUGUAAAGCUUUGUUCGGGAGGAAAAAGAAUCGUAAUAAUUUAAAGUAAUUCCUCAAAUACAGGGUGAUCAGAUUUGCAGAUGCCCAGCUAUAGUGAUAGGGAACAUUUACGGACAAACAUUUAUUUUCAAAGGACCCACUUCUCUCCCACCAAUCUCAAGUCGCUCAUUAAACCGUUUUCGUAUGCAUUUUUAUAUUUAUAGGUAGAGAUCCAUUCGGCACCCUCCAAAACACCCCAGAUACAAAUGUCUCUCGGGCUAGGUUCAGAAGAGAAAAAGUGACGAAAAUAUGGGAGCCCAAAAUAUUUAUUUUUGGCUUUUGAUGUCACAAAACGAAAUAAUGCAACACGUUUUGGAUCUUGGCUCAAAAACAAACAAUUGAAAUGUUAAUGCUCAAUUAUUGCAGAGGUAAAACAUGUACAGUUUUU